UUGUACAGGUAGCCAGGCGUUGGUCUCCAACCUGAGAACUCUGGCUCUUGUUCCUUGUGUCAUCCCAUAUUCCUGCCUGGCCUAGGAUGGACAUCAGCAAGGGCCUCCCAGCCAUCCAGGGAGGCCUCCACAUAUGGAUCACUGAGAACCAGAAGAUGGUGCCGGUACCCGAGGGGGCUUACGGGAACUUUUUUGAGGAACACUGCUAUGUCAUCCUCCACGUUCCCCAGAGCCCGAAGGCCACGCAGGGGGCGUCCAGCGACCUGCACUACUGGGUCGGGAAGCAGGCAGGUGCGGAGGCGCAGGGCACUGCGGCAGCCUUCCAGCAGUGCCUACAGGAGGAGCUGGGGGCCCAGACCGUGCUACACUGCGAGGCGCAGGCCCACGAGUCCGACUGCUUCUGCAGCUACUUCCGCUCGGGAAUCAUCUACAGGAAGGGAGGCCUAGCGUCUGACCUCAAGCAUGUGGAGACCAACUUUUUCAACAUCCAGCGACUGCUGCACAUCAAAGGGAGGAAGCACGUGUCUGCCACUGAGGUGGAGCUCUCCUGGAACAGCUUUAAUAAGGGUGACAUCUUCCUGCUGGACCUAGGCAAGAUGAUGAUCCAGUGGAAUGGGCCCAAGACCAGCAUUUCUGAGAAGGCUCGGGGGCUGGCCUUGACCUACAGCCUCCGGGACAGGGAACGUGGUGGUCGUGCACAGAUUGGUGUGGUGGAUGAUGAGGCCAAAGCCCCAGACCUCAUGCAGAUCAUGGAAGCUGUGCUGGGCCGCAGGGUGGGCAGCCUGCGUGCCGCCACACCCAGCAAAGAUAUCAACCAGCUGCAGAAGGCCAGUGUUCGCCUGUACCAUGUCUAUGAGAAGGGCAAAGACUUGGUGGUCGUGGAGUUGGCGACCCCCCCACUGACCCAGGACCUGCUGCAGGAGGAGGACGUCUACAUCCUGGACCAGGGUGGCUUCAAGAUCUAUGUGUGGCAGGGACGCAUGUCUAGCCUCCAGGAGAGAAAGGCUGCCUUCAGCCGGGCUGUGGGCUUCAUCCAGGCCAAGGGCUACCCAACCUACACCAACGUGGAGGUGCUGAACGACGGUGCCGAGUCGGCCGCGUUCAAGCAGCUCUUCCGGACUUGGUCUGAGAAGCGGAGCAGGAACCAGAAGCUCGGCGGGAAGGAUAAAUUGAUUCAUGUAAAGCUGGACGUGAGCAAGCUGCACACCCAGCCUGAGUUAGCAGCCCAGCUCAGGAUGGUGGACGACGGCUCUGGGAAGGUGGAGGUGUGGUGCAUGGAGGACUUACACAGGCAACCCGUGGACUCCAAACAUCAUGGACAGUUGUGUGCAGGCAACUGCUACCUUGUGCUCUACACGUACCAAAGGCUGGGCCGUGUCCAGUACAUCCUGUACCUAUGGCAGGGCCACCAGGCCACGGCAGAUGAGAUCAAGGCCCUAAACAGCAACGCUGAGGAGCUGGAUGUAACGUAUGGUGGCGCCCUAGUGCAGGAGCAUGUGACCAUGGGCAGCGAGCCCCCUCACUUCCUCGCCAUCUUCCAGGGCCAGCUGGUGAUCUUCCAGGAGAGAGCUGGGCACCAUGGAAAGGGGCAGUCAGCGUCCACCACGAGGCUUUUCCAUGUGCAAGGCACUGACGGCCAAAACACCAAGACCAUGGAGGUGCCAGCCCGUGCCUCGUCCCUCAACUCCAAUGACAUCUUCUUGCUGGUCACAGCCGGCAUCUGCUACCUCUGGUUUGGGAAGGGGUGUAAUGGUGAUCAACGUGAGAUGGCACGGGUGGUGGUCACUGUCAUUUCCAAGAAGAAUGAGGAAACAGUGCUGGAGGGUCAGGAGCCUCCCCACUUCUGGGAGGCCCUGGGAGGCCGGGCCCCCUACCCCAGCAAGAAGAGGCUCCCUGAGGAGGUCCCCAGAUUCCAGCCACGACUGUUUGAGUGCUCCAGGCAGAUGGGCUGCCUGGUCCUGGCAGAAGUGGUGUUCUUCAGCCAGGAGGACCUGGACGAGUAUGACAUCAUGUUACUGGACACCUGGCAGGAGAUCUUCCUGUGGCUUGGGGAAGCUGCAAGUGAGUGGAAGGAGGCGGUGGCCUGGGGCCAGGAGUACCUGAAGACCCACCCAGCAGGGAGGAGCCCGGCCACACCCAUCGUGCUGGUCAAGCAGGGCCAUGAGCCUCCCACCUUCACUGGAUGGUUCUUCACUUGGGACCCCUACAAGUGGACCAGCCACCUGUCCCACAAGGAAGUGGUGGAGGGCAGCCCAGCAGCAACAUCAACCAUCUCUGAGAUAACAGCAGAAGUCAACAACUUCCGGCUAUCCAGAUGGCCGGGCAAUGGCAGGGCAGGUGCCGUGGCCCUGCAGGCCCUCAAGGGCUCCCAGGACAGCUCAGAGAAUGAGCUGAUGCGGGGCCCCAAGUCGGGUGGCACCAGAACCAGCAGCUCUGUCAGCAGCACCAGCGCCACAAUCAACAGGGGCCUGCGCCGGGAACAACUGAUGCACCAGGCCGCUGAGGACCUGCCAGAGGGCGUGGACCCUGCCCGCAGGGAGUUCUAUCUCUCAGACUCUGACUUCCAAGAUAUCUUUGGGAAAUCCAAGGAGGAAUUCUACAGCAUGGCCACGUGGAGGCAGCAGCAGGAGAAAAAGCAGCUGGGCUUCUUCUGACCCCAAGCCCUCUCGACUGCCCCUACCCCCCACCCCAACAUACCUACAAAGCUGGGGAGGCCCUGCUUCCACUCCCCUCAGAGGCUUCUGGUCAUCCUCUGCUUGUCAGUAAAAGCAGGGAGCCCAUA
This is a messenger RNA of Rhinopithecus roxellana (golden snub-nosed monkey), 2782 nucleotides long. RefSeq names its product villin like (gene VILL). The coding region runs from base 87 to 2654 and encodes 855 amino acids. The record is from RefSeq and is a predicted model, not a curated record. NCBI's taxonomy places the organism in Eukaryota, Metazoa, Chordata, Mammalia, Primates, Cercopithecidae. Gene Ontology annotation, cellular component: cytoplasm; actin cytoskeleton. Gene Ontology annotation, biological process: actin polymerization or depolymerization; barbed-end actin filament capping; actin filament severing. Gene Ontology annotation, molecular function: phosphatidylinositol-4,5-bisphosphate binding; actin filament binding. The transcript is spliced from 19 exons.